UGCAGUUGGUAUUUCCUGUAGGGUCUCCCUGCAUGCACCGAGAUGGUAAACCUGAAGCAAACCGGUAACAGGACCGACAGGGAGUCGACAAGACGCCGGUAAACUAGGACAAAAGGGGCAGAAAUAAAACACGCAUUGUCGAUUCAGUCAAGGAUAUUACGCGUUCAACUUCAGAUCCGAGUGUUUGUACGUAAUUUAUAAGAGAUCGUCACUUUAGACGAGACGUUGCGGAUGGUUCGAGGCGGCUGACAAACUGUGUUCCGCGGUGGCUGUUUUAAAACAUAUUCUUCCAGGUUUUUGGCUUGUCAGCUGAUAGCAAUUGUUGAUCUCCGACAUAGGGUAGGUGACACAUCCGUGCCUUUUGGUAGACCGACUCGGUAACUGUUACUGGCCGGUGGACCUCCGGCCAGAGCUGAACCUCCGAGCGGCCCGCUUUGACUAACUCCCGCGGAAGGAGCCGGGUGUAGGUCAGGAUCCGGAUUUGUAAGUUGGAAUAGUCAGUGGUUUUUAAGAAACACCGAUAUUUGACCCCCGGAGCCGGCUAGAAUCCGGACAGAGACCUCAUGAAUGGAAAUCGGAACUACAGAAGAAAGUCAUGCAGGUUUGGAAUGGCAUGAGGGAGCCGUUGGGGCUGCGUCCCUGUUCUCCGUCCCUCGGAGGCCAGGCUAUGGCACCAUGGGGAAACCCAUCAAGCUGCUGGCCAACUGCUUCCAGGUGGACAUCCCCAAGAUGGACGUCUACCUGUAUGAGGUGGACAUCCAGCCGGAAAAAUGCCCUCGGCGUGUUAACAGGGAGGUGGUGGAUUCUAUGGUGCAGCACUUUAAGGUGACAAUCUUCGGGGACAGAAGGCCAGUCUAUGAUGGCAAGAAGAGCCUCUACACCGCCCAACCGUUACCAGUGGCCACAGGGGGGGUGGACCUGGAUGUGACCCUGCCGGGUGAAGGUGGAAAGGACAGACCGUUUAAAGUGAGCAUUAAGUUUGUGUCGCUGGUCAGCUGGCACAUGCUGCACGAGGUUCUCACAGGGCGGAGCAUGCCAGAACCUGAAGUGCUCGAUAAGCCAAUCAGCACCAAUCCUAUACACGCCGUGGAUGUGGUUCUCCGCCAUCUGCCCUCUAUGAGGUACACCCCAGUGGGACGGUCUUUUUUCUCCUCCCCCGAGGGCUAUGAUCACCCAUUGGGUGGGGGGAGGGAGGUGUGGUUUGGGUUUCACCAAUCAGUGCGUCCUGCCAUGUGGAAGAUGAUGUUGAACAUUGAUGUUUCUGCCACGGCAUUCUACAAAGCCCAGCCGGUGAUUCAGUUCAUGUGUGAAGUUCUGGAUAUCCACAACAUCGAUGAGCAGCCUCGUCCCCUUACCGACUCCCACAGAGUCAAGUUCACCAAAGAGAUCAAAGGUCUAAAGGUAGAGGUCACCCACUGUGGCACCAUGCGAAGGAAGUACAGGGUGUGUAAUGUUACACGCCGGCCGGCCAGUCACCAGACGUUUCCUCUACAGCUAGAGAACGGACAGACCGUGGAGAGAACAGUGGCACAAUAUUUCAGGGAAAAGUACAGCCUACAGCUCAAGUACCCCCAUAUGCCCUGUCUGCAAGUGGGGCAGGAACAAAAACACACUUACCUGCCUCUAGAGGUGUGCAACAUUGUGGCCGGCCAACGCUGCAUUAAGAAAUUAACAGACAACCAAACCUCCACCAUGAUCAAAGCCACGGCCCGCUCGGCCCCAGACAGACAGGAAGAGAUCAGCAGACUGGUUCGCAGUGCCAACUACAACUCGGACCCCUUCGUGCAGGAGUUCCAGUUCCGCGUACGGGACGAGAUGGAGGAGGUGACGGGUCGAGUCCUGCCCGCCCCCAUGCUGCAGUACGGCGGCAGGGUGAGCUCUGAACACUUCCUGAAUCGCACAGUAGCCACCCCGAGUCAUGGAGUGUGGGACAUGAGAGGCAAACAGUUUCACACUGGAGUCGAGAUCAAGAUGUGGGCCAUCGCCUGUUUCGCCACUCAGAGACAAUGCCGAGAAGAUGUUCUCAAGGGCUUCACAGACCAGCUGCGCAAGAUCUCAAAGGAUGCUGGGAUGCCCAUACAAGGCCAGCCAUGUUUCUGCAAGUAUGCUCAGGGAGCAGAUAACGUUGAACCCAUGUUCCGUCACCUGAAGAACACCUACGCUGGACUUCAGCUCAUCAUUGUCAUACUGCCUGGAAAAACCCCUGUUUAUGCGGAGGUGAAGCGUGUUGGAGACACACUGUUGGGAAUGGCCACCCAGUGUGUGCAGGUAAAGAACGUAGUGAAGACGUCCCCCCAGACCCUCUCCAACCUCUGCCUCAAAAUCAACGUCAAGCUGGGCGGCAUUAACAACAUACUGGUGCCACACCAGCGCCCUUCUGUUUUCCAGCAACCAGUCAUCUUUCUGGGAGCUGAUGUCACACAUCCACCUGCAGGAGAUGGGAAAAAACCCUCUAUUGCAGCUGUGGUGGGCAGUAUGGACGCUCACCCCAGCAGGUACUGUGCUACGGUCCGUGUGCAGAGGCCCAGGCAGGAGGUUAUACAGGACCUGGCGUCCAUGGUGCGAGAGCUGCUCAUUCAGUUCUACAAGUCCACCCACUACAAACCUACCAGAAUCAUCUUUUAUAGAGAUGGAGUGUCUGAGGGACAGUUCAGACAGGUUCUGUACUACGAGUUGCUGGCCAUUCGCGAAGCCUGUAUCAGUCUUGAGAAGGAAUAUCAACCUGGCAUCACAUACAUCGUCGUCCAGAAACGCCACCACACGCGGCUCUUCUGCGCCGACCGCACUGAGAGGGUGGGCCGAAGUGGAAACAUUCCGGCUGGCACCACAGUGGACACUGACAUCACCCAUCCUUAUGAAUUUGACUUUUAUCUGUGCAGUCAUGCUGGAAUACAGGGUACGAGCCGACCUUCACACUACCAUGUGCUGUGGGACGACAACUGCUUUACAGCCGAUGAGUUUCAGCUCUUGACCUACCAGCUGUGCCACACGUACGUGCGCUGCACCCGCUCCGUCUCCAUCCCCGCGCCAGCCUACUAUGCCCAUCUUGUUGCCUUCAGAGCCCGUUACCAUUUAGUGGACAAAGAGCACGACAGUGCCGAAGGAAGCCACGUGUCAGGCCAGAGCAACGGUCGAGACCCCCAGGCCCUGGCCAAAGCCGUACAGAUCCAUCACGACACUUUGAGGACCAUGUACUUCGCUUAGCCCCGCCUUCAUUUUUUUUUUAACCAAUCAUCAUGCACUUAGCUGGGGCGGGCAUCUCCCAAUCACAAGCUGCUAAGCUGCUCAAAAGAACCAAUUAUAACCGAACUUACAGGAGGAAAACAGCACUGUUAUGCAAUAGACAACGGCCAAUCUUUUCACUGCUGCUUCGCUCUCCGAUUAUUGGUCUGUUUCAUUGUUUUGAAUAUGUCGAUUUAGCAGCUAUUCUGUACCAUUAUUUAUUAGAUUCGUAGAUCUGUUUAACGGUUCGUUUUGCCUGCGUAUGUCACAAAACCAAGUCAGAGGUGUGCUUGAUCAGCUAUUUUUUAGAUCAGCGAAUAAUGCAGUGUUACUUGUUUAUGGAAGGUGCGAUUUGAGUCGAGUAGAUUUCUGCUUCUGUGAUCAGAGUCAUUUGGUUAUUACUGGCAGAUGUGUCUGGAGCACAUUAUGAAACUACUCUUUCUCGGGAAUGGAGCGCCUGGUAUCAGAUGAGUAUUUUUCUUUGAUCUAGCCAAGAUGUUUGAGGAAUGCCACUAUAGAGCAGUACAAAGUUUUGCAAUUGGUUGUUGACGCUUUAGAUCUUUGACUGUUGCUCCGGGUGCUUUUAAACAUCUGCUUUGUCGCUAUUCUGAGAUCCGUUUUACUGUCAUUUUUGCCAGUACGGUUGAAAUCAAGCUUUUCUCAGCCAAACCUAAUCCAGCAUCUGCAAAAAACAAGACGACCUCUUCCUGGAAUGUCAUUCCAUUCCAACAAGAUCUGCUGCUUUACAUCUCAUUUACAUCUCAACAUCUCUGUUCAAGGCUCACCCUUCUUUCCAAAUCCUUUUUUUUUUGAGGAUUGUAUUCUGUACACCUUUGUGAUAUAUUAACUUUCUGGUCCGCAUGGAAAAUACUUCACUUGCCAUUUAGCUUCCGCGCUGUUCCUCUCGCCCUACUCCGUGGCUCACUUAUUAAGCGGGGUUGACAGAUUAGCUUAGGGCUGUAACACCAUUGAAGGGGAACUUUGAACUCCAUUGAGUCUCCAAUUGGUGAGACAUUUCCAUGUAGUCGACUGUAGGAUUAUAUAUGUGCGUUAAAUCUCGGGUGCCUCAUUCUGUCCAGGCGCACCUGCAGCGGAAGCAUCAGUCGGUGUGCGUGACCAUAACAAUGAAUAUGUUCGCACGUAUUGUUCUACUCUGAGGCCUACAUUCAGACAUUUCAUAUUAAGCACAGGUUUAUGGUUCUUGAGGUUAUUAAUGAUUUUGAACUUACGUUGACAGUAACGCAUCUGUAAAUUAUGGAUUUAACUUAUUUUCAGGUGUCUUGCCUGUUGUUCCCCUGUGAACUCUGACAAACACUGUCCUGUAAGCCUCGUAGUGCAAUAAGCCAAUUGUUGUAGGCUCUGUUGUAGACUUUCAUAGUACAAUGCAAACCGAACCUUAUAAUGGAAGGCUUUCGUUUUAAACAUGCUUUGUUCGAUGUUGAGAACUAGAAUGCCACGGGUAUCGAAACAAGCCAACUGAUGUGUUUUAAGACUAUGGUGGUUUUACAUGUUAGGGUUGCGUUUACUACUCUCAACACACAUGGUUGUGUCCGCAUGUUGAAAACGCUCAGAGAUCUGGAGCGGACCAUCCAUAUAAAACGUAAAUUGAGAUAAAGUGCCUGUUUUAUGGAAAAUAUCAUUAAAUAUUUAAAAACCUAGCCCAAGCCCAACUGAAUUUAAAGUAAUGUGGCAUGUACAUAAUGUCUGACAGAUAUUUAGCUGUGUAAACCGAUGUUAAGGUUUAUUGAAAUGUUAAAUUAAUGUAGGACUGACAGAAAGUCCCAGCUCCCAUUCUUUUGAACUUUUUGUGUUCCGAGACUUCUUUUGAUCCUCAAUUCUGUAAGCCCCGCCCUCCUCACAGUCCCUUGUGAAUUCAACUACAUUCCACACAGACCAAACCAAUGUGCCUCCAAAUUCAGGGGAUGUCAAUUUAAAAGCGUUUGGAUUGUAGUGGGUGGAGAGUUAUAGCUCUGUGACCUCUGGCACUCUUUAAAGUCGCCCAUACUGUGAAUGGCACUGCGGUCUUUUUGCUCUAUACCCACAAAUACGUGUUGACCGGCGUAGCUGCUAUUUUGCAUAACACUUUGACAUCUACUUUUAUAUUUGGAGAGAUGGCAAGAGAGAUCCUGUGAAAAAUGACUGACAUAUUGCUGCACUUCGUCGAUGUUUAAAAAGCUGUACCGUCUUAGAUUGGGCGAAACGCUCAAGGUGCUAAAAGGGUGUGAUGCUGUAAUUCGAGGGAUCUCGGCCACACUAAUAUGUCAACUGUUCCGUAUUUAAACUUCUUAAAUGAUAUGUUCGGGAAAAUAAUUUUUAAUCGCGAUGGACUGUUUAGAGAUUUUGUAAUUUUGGUGUUUUAAGUGUGUUUUGUUAUCUUGACGAUUUUUGGAAAUUCAGUUCGUUGGCCAAUUCGACCAUAUUUUUAAUUAUAGGUACAACCAUAAGGUUUGGAUUUUGAAUCAUGAAAUGUUUGAGUUGGUUAACUGGAAGAAUUCAGCUCUUUUACACACUCUUUGCGCUAAUGUUGAAUGGCUUCGGUGCUCUUUUUUUUCUUUGUUUUAAUGGCUUUGAGAACUAUUACUUCUCUUUACCAGCAUUUAAAUUUACUUGAAUAAGAGAAGUGAUCGGGUGAAUUGCAGAUAUGUGUUUGGCUGUAGGUGUCGUGUGCUGAAAUCUAGAUGACGUCUUACACAGCCAUCUGAACUUGCCACGGAAUAAGUAAAGCCUGUAGGUGGGGCAUUGCAUGGGGGUGGGCCAUUCUGGUUUGUGGGCGUGGCUUCUCUCAUAAACCGUGACACGCCACCCCUUAAAGCUGGAUUGCGGAUACCUUAAAAGCGUUUUUAAUUCAGAUGACGGAUAUAUUUGUAUAUUUUUAAAGAACAGAAUUGCAAAAUGCACAUCAGUUAUUUUUGCUAACAAAGUCUAUGGAAGUUUAAGCAGAGGAUGGUAAUAGUGAUGUUAAUCGUGACUAAUAUAAAUUGGGCCGAUAUGCGAUAUGCAAUAGACUAUUCACUAGUAGAUUUGUCUUGUUGUCUUUUUCAAAAGUUGUUUGUGAGUUUCUUUGCGUUGUUCUGUGGCAUUUGAGUUGUCUUAUGAAAGAAAUAAUGUUGUUCAACAAAGGGGGUGAACCUUCAGUUCCUUUAUUACAUUUAAUAACUUAAACAUGAAGGUACCGCCUCAAACAUUUCCAUUUCAGUUAAGUGUUGGGUGAUUAGCACACGCACGUUUAAAAAAAGGCCUGUUGGCUACUAACCCCUUUGAACUUGUCUUGUUAUUGGUGUCUGUUUCCUUCGAGCUUCGAGUAUUUACCGCUUCUCUUUGUUUCUGUCGCGUUGUUGAGGUGUUUAGUUAGUGGAAUGUGCCUUUUCUGGUGGUGCUGUUAUCAGACAGAAUAUUAAGACGUUUUUUAGGGCCCAGCAAGCCUAUAUUAAAGUUAGUAUAUAUUUAUAUGAUAUACUGUUUAAUGUUUGUUCAAGAGUGUUAAAACUAAGUGUGGGUGUGAUUGUGCCUCUUUAUUCGCCAAGAAGACGUUGGAUUACAGAGCUUGCCAGUAACAGGGUCUCUGGACCAAACUUUUUUUUAGAAUUUGGCACUGCUCUCAGAUCAUGCACUGACAGACGGAUUACUGUACAAGGCGUGGAAACAUCCCAAAUACACACUUGUAGUUGUUUUAUUUUUUUUUUUUAUCUCAAAACCAUUUCCAACAAUCAGUGUCAAAUCUGUUUUCUCUCUGUGUGAUGAAAUAGCAAUAAAGUAAUUCGCAACGUCACUAAUACUUAACCUGAAGUACAGUAGGAGAGAGUUUGCAUAAAUUGGUCAUCCAACUCUCUGGAUUGAACUGUUACUUUAUUAUCGAGGUUAACUGAAUCAGGAAUUCUCCAUAAUCAGCGGUCAGUCUGAUCUUUCCAUUGGGAUGAAACACACAUUCAGCAUUCUGAUUUUAUGGUUUAGUUAUUGUGUGAUGAAAUAAAAUGAAUUGACAACAGAACUGACGUGUUUUAAAAAUAUUAGUCAGAUUUAUUUUAUCUCUGCCUUUCGAAGUCUUUCAUUUGGGUCUUUUUAUUUGGCUGUUCUAUUUAAUUAUCAAUAUUUUAAAGUAUAUGUAUACAAACUUUAAAUAUGUAUUUUAAACAGUUUGUCUUCGACAAAAAUGAUGCAUAUGAAUAAAUAUUAAAUUGA
Molecule: messenger RNA, 7401 nt
Organism: Triplophysa rosa
Lineage: Eukaryota; Metazoa; Chordata; Actinopteri; Cypriniformes; Nemacheilidae
Gene: ago3b
Product: argonaute RISC catalytic component 3b
Exons: 20
Coding region: 568-3204 (878 amino acids)
Biological process (GO): regulation of stem cell proliferation; regulatory ncRNA-mediated gene silencing
Molecular function (GO): RNA binding; protein binding
Source: RefSeq, a predicted model, not a curated record